Messenger RNA from Clunio marinus, 2241 nucleotides. The record is from the annotation of a GenBank genome assembly. NCBI's taxonomy places the organism in Eukaryota, Metazoa, Arthropoda, Insecta, Diptera, Chironomidae.
AUGCAUUUUGAAGGCGUGGUUAGUGGAUGGAAUAUUUUAGAACCUCCAAGCUCCAAUCAUCAGUGGUCAUUGUUGGAGAAUUUACCGAUAGUUCAGGUGAAUUUUGGUGUUCAUCCAUUUUUCAAAGUGUCAAUCGAAGAUGGUAAUAUAACAUUGUCGGAAGGUGAACUUGGACUACCUGAUGAGCAACUUUAUUACUAUCAUCGUGAGCAUCCCAUCAUCAUCGCUUAUAAGGAAUUAAUCCGUGAUGUUCACAACAGUUUGAAGGCCUCAACAAACUCAGAAGCUGAAAGUUUUGUCGACAACUUAUUUGGUUUCGAGCGACGCAUUGUGGCUGCAAUGAAAACGGCGAGACAAAAAGGCUCGGUUACCAAAAUCUUUAGACUUUAUGACGUCAAAACACGAGCACAUUCACUUCCAAUCGACACAACGAUACAAAACAUGUUUUCGAAUUAUCGUAUUGAUGAUGAUACGCCUAUCAAAGUGAAGGAUCUUGAACUCAUUCAUCAAAUUUCUGUUGUCGCAACGUCAACAGAGCCUAAGAUACUUAAUGACUUUGUGAUGUGGACGCUUGUUCGUCGUUUUCUUCCUCUAAUGUCGCAUAAAAUUCGAUCAUCAUUAGAGAAUUUUCAAAGAAAACUUUAUGGAAAUCAAUACAAUAAUAUGCCAUGGCAUUUUUGCACACAACUCACAUAUGAAUGGAUGCGAUUUGGAAUUGAAUCGCUUCAACAGAAUCCCCAAUUAAUUGUGGUUGAUUCAUCUAAACUGAAGCGUGAUGAGCUUGACGAGCAAUUAUCAUAUGAAGAACAUCUAAAUAAAGAUCAACAAAACUUCAAUGACGAUUUCAUAAGAAUGAUUUUUUACCACCUUCGUGACACUUUUCGUUAUGCAAUCUCCAGUGCUUCAUGGAUAGAUUCAAAGUUCAGCGACUUUGUAAAUUAUCGUUUGUCAAGUAUUCGUCUACAACUAGGUAUUCCACAUAAUAUAUUGCGGAAUCACAAUUAUGUUCAACAAUAUUAUCAUGAAUUCAUAAUCAAUGAGAUAAAUUUCAUGCGAAAUAUUGAACAGCAUUGGAACAUCGAAAAGAAAAUUUUGGGAAGUUUGCUUAAAGGAAAUAUGACGGAAGAAAAUCGAAUUGUGUUUGAAAUGUUUUCAACGUCAAGAAAUGUUGAUAAUCGAAAAGUGAAAUACCUCAAAGAUCUCAACCUAGUUAUUGUCGAUCGUGAAAUUCUCCGUGAACCUUAUUAUCAUUAUAAAUAUCCAUUGCCUGUCAACUUUGCCAGAAUUGGAACUGAUUUGGCGAGUAUAUUGUUAGAAGCAGCUUUUGAGAUUGGAGAAGAAUAUAAAGAGAUCUUGUUCAUGGAGAAUCAGUAUACGGCUCAAGAAGACGAUAUCUUAUUCAAAAACACUUUGGAAGGUGAUGCAUUAAAAUGUAUAAGCGAAUUUUACUCUAUCGAUAAUGUGACAUUCUCAACACCAAUUGGAAUAAGAAAGAAUCUCUUUUCGUCAAUUACAUCAGUGAAUAUUGCUAAUAGAGCUCUUGGAUCUUUAACAGCAAAAAUUGACAAGGAACCGGCACAAUUUGAUGCAGCAUUAAUAAAAGAAUUGAAUAUGAACAAACGACAAAAUGGACUGAUGAAAUAUGGAUAUGAAGAAAUAUUCAGCUUAACUUACAUGCAGAAACAUUGCGCUAUUAUCAGUGAUGAAUACAAAAACGUGAAAGUUUUUGCAGAGGGAAAACUUCCAGAACGACAAAUGUUUGACAUCGUAUGGAAGAAUGUGCCCGUCUUAUCAGACUCCUUUGAUUGUUCCUCUGACAUAAAACUGUGCACAAAUAUUUUGUAAGGAAAACAUCAACUCAGUAUAGUGAAACUUCAUCAUUUGAUUUCAUUUCCAUUUGUGACAUUUAAAAUGAAGAGUCUCAGACCACGAAUUUUUAAUUUAUUUGAUUACUAAAAAAAAGAAAAUUGUUAAUCGAAAUUAAGCUCUCUAGAUUUAUUUUUUUAGCUUAAGUUUUCAAUCGACUCACAGAGAAAGUUUUUUAAAAUUUCGUGAUGUGGACUCAAAAAAAGUUAGUUGAUAAGAAGAAACAACCGUUUUCUCUAUAUUUUUAGAAUGAAUUCUCUAAAGCAUAUAAAAUGUUUCUAAUAUCCUUAUGAGAAAUUAUUAUAAGAUUGCUGUAUUGCUGUCAAGAUAUAUAAUGAUUUGUUUUCAAUAAAGAUUCUAGAAUUAUUGAACAAA